Messenger RNA from Oncorhynchus keta (chum salmon), 4454 nucleotides. RefSeq names its product ribonuclease inhibitor-like. NCBI's taxonomy places the organism in Eukaryota, Metazoa, Chordata, Actinopteri, Salmoniformes, Salmonidae. The coding region runs from base 2769 to 4310 and encodes 513 amino acids. Gene Ontology annotation, molecular function: protein binding. The record is from RefSeq and is a predicted model, not a curated record. The transcript has 11 exons.
CAAAACUCUGUCAAUGUCUUGCUGCUUUUUAUAGGUUUCUCUCUUUCAACGAUGACUUCAACACAACAACACAAUCAGCAGUCCAUCCCCAAGAAUCUGAAGAGGCGAGUCAAAAUGAUGCCUGCAAUUCACUUCUAUCAGGAUGCAGUGGAUAAGGCACUACAGAGUGAGAAUGGCCACCUGGAUCUUUUCCUCCGCUUCCUUCUUGGCCUCUCGCUGCCAUCAAAUCAGACUAUCUUUCGAGACCUACUGAAAUGGACAGGAGGUCGCUCAAAGAUUGACACGGAAACAGUUGAGGUCAACAAGAAAACAAUUGAUUACAUCAAGGAGAAGAUCCGAAAGAAUGCCUCUUCAGAGAAGUGCAUCAAUCUGUUUCACUGUCUAAAUGAGAUGAAUGACCCAACCCUAGUGCAGGAGAUUCAGAGCUACCUGAGCUCAGGAACUGUCUCAGGAGCCAAACUCUCACCUGCACAUUGGUCAGCUCUGGCCUUUGUGUUGCUGACUUCAGCAGAGGAGCUGGGUGUAUUUGACUUGAAGCAAUUUAGUGGAUCAACUACUUUACUCCAAGCUAAACCAAGUUCACUUUAAACAAUAAUUUGACAGAUUUCACCUGGGGAUAACUGAAUAUGCUUAACUGAAUAUUUUCUUAACCAAUAUUUUAUAAUAAUCAUGACAUUGGUGACACCUUUCACCAUUUGAAUAUAAGUUCAUAUGUACUGUAUGUAUUGACGUAAACACAAUGUUAUGUUUUAUAAUGAUAAUGUUUGAACAGUUCAUUUUAAAAGGACUCCCUUUGUAAUGGAGCACAUGUCAAUGACACUGAAACAAAUGACUGGUUGGUGAAAUACUCUUUUAUUGUAUCUCUUCAAGGUAUAGCCAAGAAUCCCGAUUAGCGUGUUCCGUUUGACAACAAUACUUUGACGUAAGGCGCAAAAGUCGAGUGUUAGUUGUGCAAGCCAGUUCCUAAAAACACUUGUUAACCAUGUUUUUACCAUGUAUAAAGCUGCUCAUUUUAAACGUACAUGCUCUAGCAAUGUGAAAUAUAUUAUCAGAAUAAUGAUUGAAGUGUUGGUAGAGUAUAAUCAUAUUUUAACCUACCUUGAGUGUUUGUCUGAAGUGAAUAUGUAUUGUGUGACUUAAAUGAUGCAUUUAUGGUAGGAAUGUGUUUUGGGGCUAUCAUGAUGGAACAUUCCUAGUUGAAGGGAGUUCCUGGAAAGAGUACUUAGGUGCUCAGUUGUCUUUUGCCUGGGGGGAGAGCAGGCUGGACAGGUAACAGGUUGGCUAGAGUAGAGUUAGACCUGGGAGAGAGCAGGCUGGACAGGUAACAGGUUGGCGAGAGUAGAGUUAGACCUGGGGGAGUGCAGGCUGGACAGGUAAUAGGUUGGCGAGAGUAGAGUUAGACCUGGGGGAGUGCAGGCUGGACAGGUAACAGGUUGGCUAGAGUUACACCUGGGAGAGAGCAGGCUGGACAGGUAACAGGUUGGCUAGAGUUACACCUGGGAGAGAGCAGGCUGGACAGGUAACAGGUUGGCUAGAGUUACACCUGGGAGAGAGCAGGCUGGACAGGUAACAGGUUGGCUAGAGUUACACCUGGGAGAGAGCAGGCUGGACAGGUAACAGGUUGGCUAGAGUAGAGUUAGACCUGGGGGAGUGCAGGCUGGACAGGUAAUAGGUUGGCGAGAGUAGAGUUAGACCUGGGGGAGUGCAGGCUGGACAGGUAACAGGUUCGCUAGAGUUACACCUGGGAGAGAGCAGGCUGGACAGGUAACAGGUUGGCUAGAGUAGAGUUAGACCUGGGAGAGAGCAGGCUGGACAGGUAAUAGGUUGGCGAGAGUAGAGUUAGACCUGGGGGAGUGCAGGCUGGACAGGUAACAGGUUGGCGAGAGUAGAGUUACACCUGGGAGAGAGCAGGCUGGACAGAUAACAGGUUGGCUAGAGUAGAGUUAGACCUGGGAGAGAGCAGGCUGGACAGGUAACAGGUUGGCUAGAGUAGAGUUAGACCUGGGGGAAAGCAGCCUGGACAGGUAACAGGUUGGCUAGAGUAGAGUUAGACCUGGGAGAGAGCAGGCUGGACAGGUAACAGGUUGGCGAGAGUAGAGUUAGACCUGGGGGAGUGCAGGCUGGACAGGUAAUAGGUUGGCGAGAGUAGAGUUAGACCUGGGGGAGUGCAGGCUGGACAGGUAACAGGUUGGCUAGAGUUAGACCUGGGAGAGAGCAGGCUGGACAGGUAACAGGUUGGCUAGAGUAGAGUUAGACCUGGGGGAAAGCAGCCUGGACAGGUAACAGGUUGGCUAGAGUAGAGUUAGACCUGGGAGAGAGCAGCCUGGACAGGUAACAGGUUGGCUAGAGUAGAGUUAGACCUGGGAGAGAGCAGCCUGGACAGGUAACAGGUUGGCUAGAGUUACACCUGGGAGAGAGCAGGCUGGACAGGUAACAGGUUGGCUAGAGUAGAGUUAGACCUGGGAGAGAGCAGGCUGGACAGGUAAUAGGUUGGCGAGAGUAGAGUUACACCUGGGAGAGAGCAGCCUGGACAGGUAACAGGUUGGCUAGAGUAGAGUUACACCUGGGAGAGAGCAGCCUGGACAGGUAACAGGUUGGCUAGAGUAGAGUUACUAGAGUUAUUAGAGUUGUUGCCAGAAUAGUUUCUACUGAGAAUACAGUAGUCUACUGUUUUCAUAUUUUUGUUUUUUAAAACUUUUCUCUUAUUCUGCAGUCUAUCAUGGUGUGUUGUCAAAGAAGGCGGCUUUGGUUUUCUGGCUUGAGCUCUGAUGUCAAACCCCUCACAUCUGAGAGAGCUGGACUUGAGCAAAAACACCUUAGGAGACUCUGCAGUGAUGAUGCUCUCUGCUGUACUGAAGGAUCCACAUUGUAAAUUGGAGAGAGUUAGACUGUCACACUGUAGUGUCACACAGGAAGGCUGUACUUUUCUGGCUUCAGCUCUGAGGUCAAACCCCUCACACCUGAGAGAGCUGGAUCUAGACUGGAAUUCAGAAGUAAAAUUAGGAGUGAAGGAGCUCUCUGUGGUGCUGGAUGAUCCACUCUGUCGGUUGGAAACACUGAGGCUGGUAGCUUGUAGUGUCACAGAGGAAGGCUUGUGUUCUCUGGCUUCAGCUCUGAGGUCAAACCCCUCACACCUGAGAGAGCUGGACCUGAGCUACAAUUAUGAAAUGGCUUCAUCAGGAGUGAGGCAGCUCUCUGCUGUACUGGAAGAUCCACUCUGUAAAUUGGAGAUACUGAGACUCCGUCUCCAUCACUCUGGUUAUCAAGGGGAAGGCUUUUCUAAUCUGGCCUCGGCGCUGAGGUCAAACCCCUCACAUCUGAGAGAGCUGAAUGUGGCUGGUUACUCACAAGACUCUAGACUGAAGCUGUUCUCUGCUGCACUGAAGGAUCCACGCUGUAAACUGGAGAAACUGAUCUGUAGUGCCCCAGAGCAAGACUUCACUUCUCUGGGUUCAGCUCUUAGAUCAAACCCUUCACACCUGAGAGAACUGGACCUGCAAUUCUCAGAAGACUCAAAUUUGAAGUCUCUCUUCUCUGUACUAAAUAAUCCACUCUUUAAACUGGAGAAACUAAGGCUAUCAGGAUGUGACGUUGAAGAGAAAGGCUGUGCUUUGUUCUCAGCUCUGAGGUCAAUCCCCGUUUCCCACCUGAGAGAGCUGGACCUCAGCAACAAUAAACCAGGAGACUCUGGAGUGAUGCAGCUCUCUGCUCUACUGAAUGAUCGACGAUGUAAACUGGCAACACUGAAACUGUCACACUGUGGUCUUACAGAGGAAGGAUCUACAUCUUUGGCUUCAGCUCUGAGGUCAAACCCCUCCUACCUGAGAGAGCUGGACCUCAGCCAGAAUACACCAAUAGACUCAGGAGUGAAGCUGCUCUCUGCUGUACUAGAGGAUCCACGCUGCAAACUGGAGAAAUUAAGCUUGUUUAACUGUCGAAUUAAGGAGGAAGGUUGUGUUGCUUUGGCUUCAGCUCUGAGGUCAAACCCCUCACACCUGAGAGAGCUGGACCUCAGCUGCAAUAACCUAGGAGUCUCAGGAGUGAAGCUGCUCUCUGCUGUACUGAAGCAUCCACUCUGUCAGCUGGAGAUACUGAAGCUUUUGGACUGUGCAAUCACAGAGGAAGGCUUUGCUUCUCUGGCUUCAGCUGUGAAGUCAACCCCCUCACGCAUGUGGCUGCUGGAGCUGAAUGGGAACGAUCCAGGAGACUCAGGAGUGAAAUUGUUCUCAGCUGUACUGAAGGAUCCAAAAUGUAGACUUCCCAAACUGAUUGACUGGCUUGGAUGUUCGACCCAGGAGCCUCAGCAGUGAUCAAAUGAACCUUCUGGAAUCGACAUGACUGAAAUUCCCCUUGAGUUCAAAUAUACAUUUCUGAUGUAUUGUAAAACGUGUGAAAUGUUUAUUAUACUUGUGCAGAUACUUUGUUAAAAUGUAGAUCUAUUAGGCCUACUUAUG